GAUAUUUGAAGGAGGCGCAAUGACUGCGAAAUUGAAGAGAGUGGAAAUUGAGAACUUCAAGUCGUUUAGAGGCUUAAAUAGAAUUGGUCCUUUGAAACAGUUUUCGGUUGUGACUGGUCCAAAUGGUUCAGGUAAAUCAAAUUUUAUGGAUGCUGUCAGUUUUGGCGCUUGUGUGAAAACAAGCCGUUUACGUGCUCACCAGGUGUCUCAUUUGGCACACAGUACCAGCACCCUCGAUUCGAGAAGCACCGCAGUGACAAUUGUACUUGAAUUAAGUGAUGCAGUGGAGAUAUAUUUAACAAGAAGACUCAUGGGAAAUGUAUCUAAAUAUAUGAUAGACCAGCAGGAUGUAACAAAAGAAGAAUAUCUGUCUCAGUUGAAAGAUCUUGGAAUAAGUGAAUAUUUUUUCAUAUUCCAAGGUGCAAGUCAAGAUUUUGCCACAAAAAAGCCAAAAGAACAUACAUCUUUAUUGGAAGCAAUUAGUGGGUCUGUGUCAUUCAAGGAGGAAUAUGACAACUUGAAUAUUCAGUUACAAGACACUUUGGAAACAUUAAGCUCCCUGAGAGCCCAGAAGAAAAUUGUUGAUUCAGAACUUAAAAAUUUGAAGAGUAAAUUAGAUGAUGCUGCAGAGCUUGAAGAGAUCCAGCUUGCAUUGAAGGAGAAAAAACUGAAGUUAAUGUUACUUAAGUUGUAUUAUAACUGCAAGAAUAAAAACACACUUAGAAGCCAACAAGAUCUUAAAGUUCAGCAGCUUAGCAUAUUGGAACAAGAAGAUACAAAUGACUUUGAAGAAUUAAGAAAAUUGAAGUGUGAACAUCAGACCCUAUCAGAAAGUUUGAUAGAGCUGCGGAACGAGGAACAAUUGAAGGAAAAUGAAUAUAAAGAUUUACAUUCUAAGAUUGACAAAGUAAGAAUGAAUUUGGAAGUGUUGAAAGAUAAAAUCACUGACAACAGAAAACAACUGAAAAGAGCAAGAAAUGUAGAUGAGAAAUGUCAGUAUCAAGUUAGUGCUUUACAAGAUGCUAUUAAUGAAUUAAUGAGAGAGUUACAAGAACUAGAAGAGCGGACACCAUCUGAAGCUGAUCUUCAUCACCUGACAGAUGAAAAGGUACAGGAAUAUUGCAGGCUUAAGUCUUUAGUGGAAGUGCAAGCUGCAGAAUACUUUGCAAAGCUGAGAAGCUUGGAGGAUGAACAAGCAAGAGAUCAAAAGAUAACUGAUGAUGAAGUCAGCAGUUCUUACCGUGAAAAAAAGAAACUUCAAGAAUGUGUGUUACGAAGCAAACAAUUAGAGGAUAGACAUCAACAAUUCAGUGAACAUUUAUGGUCAGUUGAAGAAAGAAUUGAAUUUAUGAAAAAUAAACUCAGAGAAACGGUUUCUGAGGAAACUCAAGAGCUUAAAAAAAGGGAAUUGCUGAACAAACUGGCUGUAAUUGAUGCCGCACUGUUAGAUGUUAAUUUCAGAAAACAGGAAGAGAAUAAGAGAGAUUUGAUAAGAAAACUGCAGUCACUUUUUCCUGGUGUGUAUGGGAGAGUUGUUGACCUGUGUUCGCCCAUUAAUGAUGAAUAUAAAAUUGCAGUGACAAGAGUCAUAGGUAACAAAAUGGAUGCAAUUGUUGUUGCUACAGCAAGAACUGCUAUUCAGUGUGUGGGUUACCUCAGAGAACAGCGUUUACGCGAGACAUUUCUCCCACUCGAUAAUCUUGAUCCGAAGGACUACCAUCAUUUGCUUCACAACAAACCUUUUAUCAGAGAUGGUUACGCUACUGUGUUGCUUGAUUUACUGUGUUUCAAUCAGAAUCUGAGGAAAGCUAUAGUGACAGUAACAGGGAAUGUGGUGGUGUGCACCAGUGACGGUGUGGCCCAAAGUAUUGCUUAUAAUGAAAACAACAGAUGUGAUGCUGUGACACUUGAAGGGACAUUAUACAAAAGGAGCGGUCUAAUUGUUGGAGGAAUGAUGGAGUUAGAGCGUAGAUCAGAGCGAUGGCUGUCUCAAGACAUCAUAGAACUUAGACUGCAGAAGAAACAGCUGGAAAAGGAAGUGAAGGACGUCAACUUAACCAUUAAUAAAAGAAUACAACAAAAGUCUGCUGUUGAAACAGAUAUAUUUGAACUAGAAUCGAAGAUGAGUAAAUAUAAAUUUUUGCUGAAGAACAUAGAGAAUGACAUGACUUACACUGAACAGAGAACUGUUCAGAUUAAGAGCAAUAUUCAGACAUCAGAGAAUAUCAUCACUGAUGUGAGAAAUAAAUUGGUGGAACGUCAGAAGUUGAUGGAUGAUCUACGACAGAAGAUUGAAUCCAUUAAGGAUAAUGUGUUCCAGAAUUUCCUCAGAGAGUUAGGGAGUCCCAGCAUUUAUGUGUUUGAACAGCGUGAUUACAGGAUAUACAAGGAGAAACUUACAAAGAAACUAGAACUGCAGGAAAAGCUGGAGUUCCUAAAGCAGCAAAAGAAUUUUGAAUUGUCCCAGAGUACUGCAGACAAAAUAGACAUGUGGACGAAAAUAGUGAGGGAAAAGCAAGAUAUGUAUGAGGAUCUGCAAAAGGAAGAGGAAAGGUUGAGUAUUGAGUUAGCAGCCCACAAUGAUGAUACAGCUACUCUGGACAGAAAAAUAAAAGAAGCAGAAGCAAGAGAAGAAAUCAUCUCAGAAAAAAUUAAACAGAUAGAGAAGAGAAUCAGUACCAGAGAUCAUGAGAAGUGGAUGUUGUCAACAACUAUGGAAGUUCUUGAAACAAAUUUGAAGCAGCAGCACCAAUGGCAUAUAAAAUAUUUGUUCGAGAGCAAAAUGAAGAAUAUUGAUCUGCCUUUUGUGAGAGGGAGUUUAGCUGAUGUGUCAUUAACAUCUUCUUCUUCUGAUACUUCUGCAGAGAGGACAGUUCUUCGAAGUGAUGAGGUUGAAGUAGAUUUCAGUGACCUAACUGAAGAAGACAAGUCACUUUCUGCAGAAGAUUUUGACAGUUUGAUUGUUACUAUGGAAUCUGAAAUUCAAGAUUUGGAAAGCAACUCCCUGGAUUCCCCAGACAUAGUACAGGUUACAGAAAGAAUGAACACGUGGGAGAAUAAAAUGAAAGAAGUCAAUUCCAAACUGAAGAGAGAGACUGCCAAGACAAACAAUUUGAGAAAUAAAUUUGAAAAUAUUAAGAGAAGACGUUUUGAAGCAUUCAUGGCUUGCUUCAAACAUGUGUCAUCUAUGAUCAGUAAUAUAUACAAGGAUUUAAUGCAGAGUGACUUGUGUCACGUUAUGCUGACACUUGAAAAUGAGGAGGAGCCAUACCUUGGUGGUGUACAAGUGUGCUUCGUAGAACAUGGAAAGCCUUGUAUUGGUAUGGCAUCAUUAUCAGGGGGUGAGGCUGUUAUGGCUGGACUUGCACUCACAUUUGCAUUACACAGCUUCUUACCUUCACCAUUGCUGAUAUUUGAUGAAGUGGAUGAUGCACUUGAUGCAAAUAAUAUUGACAGACUUGUGAGAUAUGUAAAUAGCCACAAAGAUUCAAUGCAGAUUACAGUAAUUACUCUGAAUAAAAAGAUUGCUGCUGAGUGUGAUGUUAUUGUGGGAGUUUGCCCAAAUCAUACCUUCAAGGAACAGUUAGUUACCAAAGUCAUAACACUCAAUCUAAGUUUGUAUCCUAAAAAUGGAGAAACACAGUUGAAGGAACUAAUAGAAAAAUCCAAAGCUGGGAGAGAAAAGGAAGGUCAAUAACCUUUGUUAUCAUGAGCAGAUAGAAGCAAUGUAGGGCUCUUCAGCAGAAAAGGGAGUUUUAAUUAUCGAGACAUUUUCUUAAGUUCAGUUAUUAAGAGUAAUUUGAGGUGCCUUAUGUUCAAUAUAUGAACUGUUGUCAGUAAACAUGGAUGAAUAGAACUUUUAAAUUCCGUAGAUUUAUAUACAUUUGUUUGGAAUACUAGUAUGUGCUUUCUUUCCUAUCAACAUACGCACACUAAGUUAAUGAUGUUAUGUUACUUUAAGCAUUAAUGUUUUGGAUUGAUUUUUUUAAUUAAGUUUAAUGAAAAAUUGUACUUAUAAAGCAUGAGUUGGCACUGCAAAGAGGGUAGUCAAAGUUGCAUGAGAACUGAGUGCGACAAAUAUAUUUUAGCUCCUGGAUUAGUGAUUUACUGAAACAUUUCCUCCUUAUUUAUAACACACUUCUGUCAGUACAUAAUAUUUUUCUUGUUUGUUUGAAUACACUGAGACUGGAAAUCAGAAGUCAGUUUAUAUGUUGUAAUAUUUUGUGUUUCUUAUAAUAUGUAUUCUACAAAUAGAUUUUAUUCCCGUAAUUUUCCAGGAUGGGAUUUCUUAAUUUUUUUUUUUCUUCUUGUGAUUUUUUGUUUCAUUAUCUGUUUUAACAUUAAGCAGCA
This is a messenger RNA of Schistocerca gregaria, 4350 nucleotides long. Its product is annotated as structural maintenance of chromosomes protein 1A-like. Gene Ontology annotation, cellular component: cohesin complex; nucleus; chromosome. Gene Ontology annotation, molecular function: protein binding; ATP binding; DNA binding. Gene Ontology annotation, biological process: sister chromatid cohesion. The transcript is spliced from 24 exons. Bases 20 to 3697 code for a protein of 1225 amino acids. The record is from RefSeq and is a predicted model, not a curated record. NCBI's taxonomy places the organism in Eukaryota, Metazoa, Arthropoda, Insecta, Orthoptera, Acrididae.